Vespula pensylvanica (western yellowjacket) is the source of this 1432-nucleotide messenger RNA. Its product is annotated as dehydrogenase/reductase SDR family member on chromosome X-like. The record is from RefSeq and is a predicted model, not a curated record. The coding region runs from base 316 to 1380 and encodes 354 amino acids. The transcript is spliced from 6 exons. Lineage: Eukaryota; Metazoa; Arthropoda; Insecta; Hymenoptera; Vespidae.
ACCUCAUACAAAGAUCAACAUUUAUAAACUUAUUUCUAGAAAUAAAGAUUUUUAAAACGAAAAUAUUAAUAUCUAAACAUCUGUACAUACAUAAAAAAAGAGCAAAGCCUUUUGCUUUUUAAAGUAACCUAAAUAAUCAAACGUCUCUUACUAUACAAAAAAGAACUAUAAAAAGUUUAACGGUAGUUUGAACACGUAUUCUUGAUUCCGUCACACAUAGUAACUGCUGCAAUUCAACUUAUGAAGUCAGUUCAUUUUUAACGAAUAUCAGAUAAAGAAUUUCGAUAUUAUACAAAGAGGCGAUAUUAUAAAAAGAUGUUACUCAUAAUAGGUUCAAUGUGCGCGUUUCUUUUUAGUUGGCUAUAUUAUUAUAAAUCUCAAAUAAAUUUAUGCUUUCCAAUAACAAUAUUUUAUUAUUACAUAAUAUAUUCGAUAGUAGGUAUUCAAGAUGUAAUCAACGAUAUAAUGAAUGCCAAAAAUAAUAAAACAGCUUUGUUACCAAUGCCUGAAAAAAUUGCUAUUGUAACGGGUGGUUCUAGAGGAAUUGGUGCUACAAUUACUAAAAUGUUGCUGCAAUGUCACAUGGAAGUAAUAAUUGCUUGUCGAACACCUGCCGCUGGAGAGAAAUUAAUUUCCGAGAUUAGAGAAUCUGGUAUUACUUCGGGAAAAGCAAAAGUUUAUAAACUCGACAAUGCUUCUUUGGAAUCUGUAAAAGAAUUUGCUAAUCAAAUUAAACUUAAUUAUAACAAAAUACACAUUUUAAUAAAUAAUGCUGGUAUAAUGUUUACUCCCUAUGAAGAAACAAAGGAUGGUUUUGAACAGCAAUGGAGUGUAAAUUAUUUGUCACACUUUUAUUUAACAGCAUUGUUAUUACCACUUUUGAAAGCAGGCAGUCAUCCACAAGAAAACAGUAGAGUUAUUAAUGUUUCUUCUUGUGCUCAUCGUAUUGGAUACAUAAAAUUUGACGACAUAAAUUUUAAAAAACAUUUCAACACAUAUGCUAUGUAUGGGCAAAGUAAAUUAGCUCAAGUAAUAUCUACAAAACAUUUACAAAAUCUUUUCAAAGAGAAACAAUUGGGCAUUCAAGUGUAUGCGGUACAUCCAGGAAUUGUUAAUACAGAUUUAUUUCAGCAUUCCUAUAUAUAUAAAAUGAAAUUUUUAAAUAAAUAUAUAGUAAAGAGUCCUGAACAAGGAGCUAUGGCAAUAAUUUAUGCAGCUACUAAUGAUAAAAUUAAAGAACAUGGUGGUAUUUAUAUUAAUAAUUGUAAAGAAACAAAAGUAAAUCCUAUAGCUUUUGAUAAAUCUGUUCAAGAAAAAUUAUUCCAUCUUUCUCUUGAACAAGUACAACUGAAAGAUUUUUUUCAAUACGUAGAUAUUUAAUAUCGAUAUAUUUUUAUAAAAACAUAAUAAAAACUUAUUUAUAAGUUUAUAA